AUGGUGUGUUGUUUGAAUGGAGAUAUGUGCAGGGGGAAGGAAGAAACGGGGCGCAUCGUCUGUACAGAGGUGUAUGCACGGGUAGGGAGAAACGGGCUGUGUGUGAGGGAGGUGUAUGCAGGUACCGUAGUCCGCUCAUGUCCUCUCCCUUCCCACCGGCCAGUCAUCUCGCAAUCCCCAUGCCGCCCAUCCCUCAGUCUCCCAGUGUUCACAACUCACCUCCCCUGCCCUUGGCCGCAUUCCCCCUCAGCUCUCCCCUCAUUGCACCAGCCAUUCCCCCUCCACUCAUCCCUCAUUCCCUUUGCGUUUAUCCCUCUUGCCCUCUGCGCUCAUCCCUCUUCCCUCUUUCCCCCUGUUCUCCCCUCUUUCCCCCUGUGCUCCCCUCUUUCCCCCUGUGCUCCCCUCUUUCCCCCUGCGCUCCCUUCUUUCCCCCUGCGCUCCCCUCUUUCCCCCUGCACUCCCCUCUUUCCCCCUGCGCUCCCCUCUUUCCCCCUGCGCUCCCCUCUUUCCCCCUGCGCUCCCCUCUUUCCCCCUGCGUUCCCCUCUUUCCCCCUGCGCUCUCCUCUUUCCCCCUGCGCUCUCCUCUUUCCCCCUGCGCUCUCCUCUUUCCCCCUGCGCUCUCCUCUUUCCCCCUGCGCUCCCCUCUUUCCCCCUGCGCUCCCCUCUUUCCCCCUGCGCUCCCCUCUUUCCCCCUGCGCUCCCCUCUUUCCCCCUGCGCUCCCCUCUUUCCCCCUGCGCUCCCCUCUUUCCCCCUGUGCUCCCCUCUUUCCCCCUGCGCUCUCAAAUUUCCCCUGCGCUCUCCUCUUUCCCCCCGCGCUCCCCUCUUUCCCCUACGCUCCCCUCUUUCCCCCUGCGCUCCCCUCUUUCCCCUACGCUCCCCUCUUUCCCCUACGCGCCCCUCUUUCCCCCUACACUCCCCUCAUUCCCCUACGCUCCCCACUUUCCCCCUACGCUCCCCACUUUCCCCCUACGCUCCCCUCUUUCCCCCUACGCUCCCCUCUUUCCCCCUACGCUCCCCUCUUUCCCCCUAUGCUCCCCUCUUUCCCCCUACGCUCCCCUCUUUCCCCCUACGCUCCCCUCUUUCCCCCGCUCCCCUCUUUCCCCCUGCGCUCCCCUCUUUCCCCCUGCGCUCCCCUCUUUCCCCCUGCGCUCCCCUCUUUCCCCCUGCGCUCCCCUCUUUCCCCCUGCGCUCCCCUCUUACCCCCCACGCUCCCCUCUUUCCCCCUACGCUCCCCUCUUUCCCCCUACGCUCCCCUCUUUCCCCCUACGCGCCCCUCUUUCCCCCUACACUCCCCUCAUUCCCCUACGCUCCCCACUUUCCCCCUACGCUCCCCACUUUCCCCCUACGCUCCCCUCUUUCCCCCUACGCUCCCCUCUUUCCCCCUACGCUCCCCUCUUUCCCCCUAUGCUCCCCUCUUUCCCCCUACGCUCCCCUCUUUCCCCCUAUGCUCCCCUCUUUCCCCCUACGCUCCCCUCUUUCCCCCUACGCUCCCCUCUUUCCCCCGCUCCCCUCUUUCCCCCUGCGCUCCCCUCUUUCCCCCUGCGCUCCCCUCUUUCCCCCUACGCUCCCCUCUUACCCCCCACGCUCCCCUCUUUCCCCCUACGCUCCCCUCUUUCCCCCUACGCUCCCCUCUUUCCCCCUACGCUCCCCUCUUUCCCCCUACGCUCCCCUCUUUCCCCCUGCGCUCCCCUCUUUCCCCGUGCACACAACCAUUCUCCCUGCGUUUACCAAUCAUUCCCCAGGCUGAUGCCUAA
Messenger RNA from Closterium sp. NIES-65, 1755 nucleotides. NCBI's taxonomy places the organism in Eukaryota, Viridiplantae, Streptophyta, Zygnematophyceae, Desmidiales, Closteriaceae. The record is from the annotation of a GenBank genome assembly.